Messenger RNA from Emiliania huxleyi CCMP1516, 678 nucleotides. RefSeq lists its product as hypothetical. The coding region runs from base 1 to 678 and encodes 225 amino acids. The record is from RefSeq and is a predicted model, not a curated record. NCBI's taxonomy places the organism in Eukaryota, Haptophyta, Isochrysidales, Noelaerhabdaceae. The transcript has a single exon.
AUGCGCUACCCUCGGUCCGUCUUCCGCCGCACGUUUGACGCGACCUUCGGCCAGCAGGAUCGGCGGCGAGUGUGCUCUUUCGGCUUCGAGCCGAACCCUGCACACGCGGAUCGGCACCACCGUCUGCAGGCCUACUACGCGGAGCAUGGCUUCCAAUACGUUUACGUUCCUGCUGCUGUGGGGGACCGUGCUGACAACCUGACCUUCUAUCUCAACCCCACGGUCGCGGGGGGCAGCUCGCACUCGGACUGGAGCUUUGGAAUGAAGUCUCGUGAGCUCAACGCCUCCAAGCAGCGCAGCCACGUGGUUCCUGUCAUCGAUUUCGCCGCGUUUCUCAAGGCGCUUCAAGCCCAAGGUAGACCGCCUGACGGGCGAGUUGUCGUGAAGAUGGACAUCGAAGGAGCUGAAUUUACUGUGAUGAUGCAGCUGCUCCUGCACGGCGUGCUGUGCAACUUGGUUGACUUUAUUUCCGUCGAGUGGCACCACCGAUUCCUCCCGCUGCCCGCAGCUGUCAAUCGAAGCCUGCGGAUCAACGGUUCGGAAGGGAAGCUGGAGAGCUGGAUGCUGCAGGAAGCCGUGCACGACUCAGUGGGCUGCCGACUAAAGGACCUGUCAACGGUGGAUGACGAGAGCUACAUAAAUGACGGCGCGCCGCUGCAGUGGACGACUUGGCCAUGA